This is a messenger RNA of Ostreococcus lucimarinus CCE9901, 1110 nucleotides long. RefSeq lists its product with no specific name. Gene Ontology annotation, biological process: response to heat; protein refolding. The transcript has a single exon. NCBI's taxonomy places the organism in Eukaryota, Viridiplantae, Chlorophyta, Mamiellophyceae, Mamiellales, Bathycoccaceae. Gene Ontology annotation, cellular component: cytoplasm. Gene Ontology annotation, molecular function: heat shock protein binding; ATP binding. The coding region runs from base 1 to 1110 and encodes 369 amino acids. The record is from RefSeq and is a predicted model, not a curated record.
AUGGCGGGGCGGGAUUACUACGACGUCUUGGGCGUGUCGCGAUCCGCGGACGGAAAAGAGUUGAAGCGAGCGUACAGACAGCUGGCGCGAAAGUUUCACCCGGACGUGAACAAGGAGCCGGACGCGGAGCAAAAGUUUAAGGAAAUUUCCAACGCGUACGAGGUGCUGAGCGACGACCAGAAGAAGGCUAUAUACGAUCGAUUCGGGGAAGACGGGUUGAAGGGCGGCAUGGGCGGCAUGGGUGGUAUGGGCGGCAUGGGCGGCGACCCGUUCAGCAAUCCGUUUGAUUUGUUCGAAUCCUUCUUCGGCGGCGGCAUGGGCGGCGGCAUGGGCGGCAUGGGCGGCAUGGGUGGACAGCGCCAAGCGCGUAACCGUCCAACGCAGGGCGAUGACGAGAGAUACGAUCUUGAAAUCGACUUCCUUGAGGCCGUUUUCGGGGUCGAGAAAGAGCUCGACACCAUGCGCCUUGAAAAUUGCGACAAGUGUUCCGGGAGCGGCGUCAAGGCUGGCACCAAGCCUGUGACGUGCGGGACGUGCGGCGGGCAAGGCCAAGUCGUCGCCACCGUGCGCACGCCGCUCGGUAACUUCCAGCAAGUCACUGGAUGCCAAGCGUGCGGUGGGACCGGUCAGUCGUCGACACCGUGCCCCGCGUGCUCUGGAGACGGCCGCGUGCGACGCAGCAAGAAGAUUCAACUUCGCGUACCGCCGGGUGUGGACAAGGGCUCGCGCUUGCGCGUUCGAGGCGAGGGUAACGCCGGCCGGCGCGGUGGACCGCCGGGUGAUCUGUACGUGUUUAUCAACGUGCGCGAUGAUCCGGAGUUGAAGCGUUUCGAAAACGUCAACAUUAGCUCCACGGCGACCAUUCCGUACACCAAGGCGAUUCUCGGGUGCACCGUCAAGGUGCGCACCGUGGACGGGCCGGUGGAUCUCAAGAUCCCUCCUGGCGUGCAACCGGGAAGCACGCUUCUCAUGGCGAAGCGAGGCGUCCCGAGACUCGGCAACGAUUCCAUUCGCGGCGAUCAUUACGUCACCGUGAAGGUCACCAUCCCCGCCAAGCUCGGCGACGACGAACGCGCGUUGAUCGAACAGCUCGACGCCAAGCAAAAGUAA